AUUAAAUAUCUGAUUGAGACUUCGGAAUGCUUCGGGUGAUUUCGUCAGCGCAGCUCGGCAUAUGUAUAGUAUAAGUAGAACUUAAGUCAAAUGCAGAAUAACGUUAUCCAUCAGCGCAAGUAUAUAUGUACAAUUGAAGUUGAUAACUUUUCGACUCGUAUCUUAUAUCUAACGAUAAACUUUAGAUUUCUUUUGCCAGUAUGUAGAUAUAAUGUUUAGUUUAUAUAUUUCAUAUAACUAUAUGUAACAAACAAUAUAGUGAUCGUGAUAUCGUUACUUGAAUCAUCGUUUACGUGAUAUGAGAAUGAAUAAUAUUUAUAAAAAGACACAGCGAUAGUUUUUUAUUAUUCUAAUAGCGCAUAAUUGUAAAAACUUAUUAACAAAGAUGUCUACUGAAUUGGUUGAGGUUGCAUCUAAAGAUAUAACUCGUGCUAUAUCGCAAGAUUUUGAAUAUGAUGACACUUUGGAAGUACCUGACUUAUUAGAAAUAAUAGUUGAUGAGAAUGGAGAGACAAUACAAAUUAGCAAAGAAGAAAUAGAAUGCGCAAAUAAUAAAGAAGAAACCCUUGAUACAAUACCCUUCACUGUUAUAUAUAAUCUACCAACAAAAUUCAAAAAUCAAAACUGUAAUGUGUUCAUUCCUGGUGCAGAAGUACAAGUAAGAAUUAUAGAUUAUGAACGCAGUGUGACUACGCAUCCUUUGAAUCCAAAUCUAUAUACUAUAGAAUUUAAACAUGGCCCUUUUAUCUUGAUUAUUAAAAAACGAUACAAACAUAUUCAAUACCUGCAUAAUCAACUGAAAAUAUAUCGUGCUAGUUUGAACAUACCUUUUCCUACAAAAAGUCAUAGAGGGAGAAGAAAUAGCUUGAAAAAUCUUGAAACGAGGAAUGAGAAAAAGGGAAGACGAAAUGCUUUACCAAGAUUUCCUAAUAAGCCUGACAUUCUAGUACCUUACGAGCAGUUAAAUUAUAGAAGAAAGGAAUUAGAAGAUUAUUUAUAUAAUUUACUUAAUAUAGAAAUCUACAGACGUCAUCCUGAAACUAUCAAUUUUUUGGAUAUUUCACACUUGUCUUUCAUAGCUGACUUAGGAAUGAAAGGGAAAGAAGGUACAAUUUUGAAACGGACUGGAUCAGGUAGUAAAACAAGAUGUAAUUUCUGUGGUUUGUUUGAAUGUGGCUUCUGUAUCAAGUGCAAUUAUCUAUGCACCUCUCUUUGUGGCAAAUGGCAUAAAAGACAUCUUAUUGUUAAAGAAACCUUUGUUGCAUAUCUUACUCAAAAUGGAAGAAUAAAAUCUGUUAUUUUGAUGGAUAAUGGUUUUGGGGUCAGUUUUGGAAUAUACAGUACAGGUUCACGAAGUGGGUUACAAAUUGCAAAUCUGAGUAGACACAUAGUUAUCAAGUGUUGGACGAAACGAAAAGCUAAGGAAUGGAUGGAGUUUAUACAAGAAAUUAGUAACAGAGAAGGUAAAGAUUUCAUACAAACAAAUCCACAUAAUUCAUUUGCUCCAUGUCGUUCAUCUAUAUUUGCAACCUGGUUUGUGGAUGGAGCUGAUUAUAUGGCUGCUGUGGCUGAUGCAUUAGAAAACGCCAAAGAAGAAAUUUUUAUUGCAGAUUGGUGGCUUUCACCAGAACUUCAUAUGAAAAGACCAAUGCUUAAUGGAGAUUAUUGGCGACUAGAUAAAAUUUUGCAAAGAAAAGCGUUUGAAGGUGUCAAAGUGUUCAUAUUAAUAUAUAAGGAAAUUGAAGUUGCUUUAGGCAUAAAUAGUUACUACAGCAAACAAAGACUUGUGGAACAAUGUCCUGAAAAUAUAAAAGUAUUAAGGCACCCAGAUCAUGCAAGGGCAGGCGUUUUUCUUUGGGCUCAUCAUGAAAAAAUCAUAGUUGUUGAUCAAUCUCUAGCGUUUCUCGGUGGUAUCGAUUUAUGUUAUGGUAGAUGGGAUAAUAACGAACACAGAUUGAUAGAUUUGGAAUCCAUUCAUCAGUCAAGUAUCUAUAUUCCUUCAAAAGACAAAUUAACUAAUACUAGCAGUAAAAAAGUAACAGCCUGUAACACAAAUAGACACGUGUUACUACCACUAGCAAUCGCAACGAACACUAUCGCUAUGGUAACUGCAAGAUCCAUGCCUCUGUUGCCAAUGGUAUAUGUGGAUAAUAAAAUACAAAAGACUCAAACAUCAACGUUAUCAAUGGAUAAUUCACUUUUUAUGUUGCAAGAAACAGAAGAUAACAUAAAAUGUAAUACUCCAGAAUUAGAAAGAAAAAAUUUAUUUGAUGUGGCGAAAACAACCGUCGAUAAAAUGAAAGAAACCGUAAGAGUAAAGAGACAGGAAUUAAUUAAUAUGAUGUAUAGUUCUCAUGAAGCAGGCGCCAAUGAAGAUAUCGACAACGAACAGAUACUAUCGGAAUGUGAAGAUACAGUGGAUUAUGUUUGCAAUUUAAAAUCUACGACAAAAUUAUGGCUUGGUAAAGACUAUACAAAUUUCAUUGUUAAAGACUUUAAUGAUCUUGAAAAGCCAUAUCAGGAUUUGGUAGAUAGAACUACUACUCCUAGGAUGCCAUGGCAUGAUAUAGGAAUUUUAGUGCAGAACUCUGCUGCUAGAGAUGUAGCCAGGCAUUUUAUACAACGUUGGAAUGCAGUUAAACUAGAAAAAGCAAAUCUGAAUCCAUGUUAUCCUUACUUAUUACCAAAAUCAUAUAAGCAUUGCAAGAGUUAUGCUCCAUUUAUCAAAGAAGCAAACAAGUACAAUGUCAAGUGUCAAGUAUUACGAUCAGUGAGUUCCUGGUCAGCUGGUUUCCUUGAUCCAGAAACUGUAGAGCAGAGCAUACAAGAAGCUUAUAUCCACUCCAUCAAUAAAGCAGAAAGAUAUAUAUAUAUAGAAAAUCAAUUUUUUAUAACACUUGCCUCUAUGGAUAAAGGUAGCGUAAAAAAUCGAAUUGGUGAAACAUUAUUAAAAAGAAUCUUGAGAGCAUACAGAGAAGGCUCGGUGUUUAGGGUAUUUGUCGUAAUGCCUUUAUUACCAGGUUUUGAAGGAGAAGUUGGGGGACCAAGCGGAACGGCGUUACGGGCGAUAACACAUUGGAAUUAUGCUUCUAUAUCUAGGGGAAAGGAUGCUAUUUUAAGUCAACUUAUAGAAGCAGGUAUAGAAGAUCCUAGUGAAUAUAUUACAUUUCAUGGCUUAAGGACACAUUCCAUGUUAAAUGGUACAAUGGUAACAGAACUUAUCUAUGUUCACAGCAAAUUAUUAAUAAUAGAUGAUAACACAGUAAUAUGUGGAUCAGCUAAUAUAAAUGACAGAAGUAUGGUUGCUACAAGAGACAGUGAGAUAGCUAUAGUAAUUCAUGAUCAAGAAUUUGAAGAUGGGCGCAUGAAUGAUAUACCUUUUCUUUGUGGCAAAUUUGCUUCUUCUUUGAGAAAACAAUUAUUCCGCGAACAUUUGGGACUAUUAAAUGCUGAAGAAGAUAUCAAUAUCGACGAUGUCAUUAUCAAAUCCUUUUACAAGGACAUUUGGUGUGCUAGAAGCAAACAAAACACAAAAAUAUACGAAGAAGUAUUUCAAUGUAUUCCUACCGAUACAGUAGUCAAUUUUUCUAUGUUGAAACAAUAUCAAGAUAAAAUACCUAUCUCAUUAUCUGAUCCAUUAUUAGCACAAGAAAUAGCGGAAAAUAUAAAGGGUCAUUUGGUCGAUUUUCCUUUACAUUUUUUAUGCAAUGAAGAUUUAAAACCUGCCGCUGGUACGGUAGAAGGAAUAAUGCCGACUGCAUUAUGGACGUAAGUGCUAUCAUCAAGAAAAAUUAAAUUUUAAGAAAAUUUAUUGCAUUUAAGUAUAAAUUAUUAAAUGAUUCUAUUAAUCUAGAAAUAGAAGAUAUCUAUUAAUAUAAUCUUACAACACAUGCACACAUAUAAAUAUAAAAUUAAUCAAAGAGAUUAUUCCAUUUUUUCUAUAAUUUAUAUUAAUAAAAAAAAUAACGAAUAAUAUGGAUAACCUUUGUUAUCACUUUAAUAUAUUUCUAUCUAUUUGUACAUUUUUUAAUGUUUGAGGUGGCAAUGAGCCCACCAAAUACACUUUUAUAAUGAUUACAUAAUUUAGCGUAACCGAAUAUAACAAGUAAUAUUACAGAUUUGUAACAUGUAGUAAUACACUCAUUCCUUGUAAUUUCUUACUCAAGGAAGCAAUAAUGCUAUAUAGUAAUUAUACAUUGUGACGUUGCCAUCCCGCGCGCGUCCACCGGAUCUCUCUCCGAUCGCUGAGCGCGGAAAACGGAAAACGCACCCGCACCAGUCGCAAAACAUUAGAGCCGUACCGAAAUCUCCAGAACGGCAUUAUUUGUCGGACUUAUUUUGUCUUUUCAAUUUUUGUUAUUAUUUUAUUAUUUCGAUACAACACGGGAGCCUUACCGGAGGAGUGGUAAACGGCCGCAAAAACAAGAUCACAACUCGGAAGACGACCUUUGAGAGGACAGGAAACGGAAAAAAAUUAUCAACAGCCGAAUUCGGAAGCGAGGUGAGCAGCGCGAGAGGACAGGGGGAUCUUUGCGUCUUGACGUCGGACAGUGCGGAGACGCGUCCCAAAAGGACCCCGAAGGACCUCGAAGGAGCUCCAUCGCCGCGGAACACGGCGGGACGAAAGGUGGUCAUCGAGAGUCACCAGUGCGUUCCUCGAUCCCGAGAUCCCGUCGGGACUCGCCGAGGCCCCCUCGGAAAAGCCUCGUGAAAAAUAUUGAUCUCGGGGGUGUGCGCGCUCCCGGUACGAUCAUGAGUGCGCCGCCAGACGGCUGCCUCGCGUGUUAUCACGUGAUUGACCGUAAUAACACGCACCCCGAUUGCGCAUCCCCGGCUGGCUCGGCGUUGUCGAUUCUAAAUCGCGGCGCUCCCGAGUCAGACUGACGCGAGCGUGAGCGAGAGCUAAACAUGCGUGGGGAAUAAUGCGAGAAUCUUGGGCGAGCGAAACGAGCGUACGAGCGAGGAGAGACUCCGGCCGAGAGCAAUAAGAGCUUCGGAUUCCCGUGGACGAGGCCGAGAGAGGAGAGCAGGCCUGGGACUUCCAGGGAGAGAGCUUCGAUCUGGUAAGGUUAUCUCGCUACAUAUUAACCACGCGUGUUCGCGAUAUCGGAAUCGCGUCGUUCUGCCGUCGUGGCCGUAAUUUUGUAUUGUUUUUGCGUUCGAGCUCUGCUCGGAAUUUUAGUGAUUAUCGCGUUGUCCUUAGCAUACUUAUAUCGGCGACACGGCCCCGUCGGCAAGCGAUUCGAGCUCCGAAGCAUCCUGAACAUUGGUUUCGCAGAUUCGAUUAUUGUCUUGCGUUAUAUUCAGCAUAAGUCGUCUCUCUGGAUAUCGCUGCUCAGUAAUACGGCGUAAUAUAAUAAUCGCGAAAUUUCUCACCCGUCUAGCGUUUAAGUCCGGUAUGUGUGAAUAGUCUGCCGUGGUGUGAGUGUGUUUCGUGCAGAUAUAUCUCUGCUUACAUAUCUUUUGUCGAAUAAAUAAGCGUGAAGUGGAUUAACGACCGAGUGAUCUCGCGGUUGGUGCGUAAAAUAGUACAUAGCGUUGCGAGCUAUAUUUGCGUGGUGCAUGCUUAGGGGUGCACUGGAUGUAUGUGGCAACCGUACGGCAUGUUAGAAUAGCGAGCGAAAUAUUAUCGAUCCACGAGGGAUCCGAUAAUCGACCCGGUAUAAUAGUAUAAUGCGCUCGGGCAUAGGCCCGACCUUGAUUUAACAGCGUCUUAUUUUCUGCGGCGCUAAGCCGUCUCUAACAUCCAGUCUCGCUCCCGCGAAUUUAUCGACACCGAACAAACCACCGUUUAUCAUCCGGACACCCCUGUUCUAAAUUAAUAAAGCUGUUUCUUUGUUA
Messenger RNA from Cataglyphis hispanica, 5841 nucleotides. It is a transcript of the gene Pld, whose product is annotated as phospholipase D1. The record is from RefSeq and is a predicted model, not a curated record. The transcript is spliced from 15 exons. Gene Ontology annotation, molecular function: phosphatidylinositol binding; D-type glycerophospholipase activity. The coding region runs from base 386 to 3772 and encodes 1128 amino acids. Gene Ontology annotation, biological process: phosphatidic acid biosynthetic process; cell motility; intracellular signal transduction. Lineage: Eukaryota; Metazoa; Arthropoda; Insecta; Hymenoptera; Formicidae.